GAAGGAGAAGACGAGGUCACGUGAUCCCCUGCGCACUAACUUCCGGCUUGUGUGUGUAGUGAAGUCAUGUAGCAGAGCAGGCGGAGAGAUUAUAACCCUGUAGUGUGUGAGAGUGUGUAAAUGAGUGUAUAAAUGAGUGUGUAGGUGUGUGUAGGUGUGUGUUACUCCUCUCCUGAGCUGUGCGUGUGUGUGUAAAUGAGUGUGUAGAGGUUUACGUGCUUUAAAGUUGAGAUUAGUUUAGAGAUUAAACGUUAAACAUGUCGGUGCAGCACAGCGCAGAGAGCCUGGCCGGCUCCGGGGCCAAUCUUCAUCAUCCUCAUCAUCCUCAUCAUCCUCACCCUCAUCACCUUCCUCUUCCUCAUCAUCAUCAUCCUCACCUUCCUCAUCAUCCUCACCUUCCUCAUCCUCAUCACCUUCCUCAUCCUCAGCUCCGUAAAGAGGAGGAUUUGUGUAAAGAUGGUCUGGGUUACGGUGUAGAGGAGGAAGAGGAAGAGGAAGAGGACAGUGAGGAGGACAUUUCACCUGCACAGGACAACGACAAACCCAAAAUCCUGCUGAUGGGCCUCAGGCGCAGCGGCAAAUCCUCCAUACAGAAGGUUGUCUUCCACAAGAUGUCCCCCAACGAGACGCUGUUCCUGGAGAGCACUAAUAAGAUCUACAAAGACGACAUCAGCAGCAGCUCCUUCGUUCAUUUUCAGAUCUGGGAUUUCCCGGGGCAGGUGGAUUUCUUCGACCCCACGUUUGAUUAUGAGAUGAUUUUCAGAGGCACCGGAGCGCUUAUCUUCGUCAUCGACGCACAGGACGACUACAUGGAGGCUCUGGGAAGGCUGCACCUCACCGUGUCCCGCGCCUACAGAGUCAACCCCGACAUCAACUUCGAGGUGUUCGUGCACAAGGUGGACGGUCUUUCAGACGACCACAAGAUCGAGACGCAGAGAGACAUCCACCAGAGAGCUAACGACGACCUGACAGACGCCGGCCUCGACAAACUGCACCUCAGCUUUUACUUGACCAGCAUCUACGACCACUCGAUAUUUGAGGCAUUCAGUAAAGUGGUGCAGAAGCUCAUCCCUCAGCUGCCCACGCUGGAGAACCUCCUCAACAUCUUCAUAUCGAACUCAGGGAUUGAGAAGGCGUUCCUGUUUGAUGUGCUCAGUAAGAUCUACGUGGCCACAGACAGCUCUCCCGUGGACAUGCAGUCGUACGAGCUGUGCUGCGACAUGAUCGACGUGGUCAUCGACGUCUCCUGCAUUUACGGGCUGAAGGAGGACGGCAGUGGCACUGCGUAUGAUAAAGACUCUUUGGCCAUCAUUAAGCUGAACAACACCACUGUGCUCUACCUGAAGGAGGUCACCAAGUUCCUGGCGCUGGUGUGUAUCCUGAGAGAGGAGAGCUUCGAGAAGAAAGGUCUGAUAGACUACAAUUUCCACUGUCUGAGGAAGGCCAUACACGAGGUAUUCGAGGUGACCGUCGUCCGGAGGAGCUGCUUAGAUGAUCAGCUCGACUCUCCUGGCUGCAGCAGCAGCGCUGUUAAAGCUCCGGUGCUCAACGGCACCCCUAGAGGCCGGAUGUGACAUCACAGGGGGCGGGGUCUUCCUCAGGAGGGGAGGGGCUUCUAAACUGAGGAGAAUACAUGGGCUUUGGGUGUGUCUGCUUCUUGGAGGAGAGCGGGACCUGGAGCAGGUUUAAAGGGUGAACUCUGAAUCUGCACUGCUUCAUUAAACUGUGUGUGUGUGUGUGUGUGUGUGUGUGUGUGUGUGUGCGCGCGCGCCUGUGUGUGCCGAGAUGUCUGUGAUUUGUUCAACCAUUCGCAUCGCUCUUAAAGGGGAACUUCCUACUAAAAAAAUUGUACCACAGAUCUAUUCAAUCUACAUUCACACUGGAGCUUCAAGGCUAUUAUAGCGAACAGUUAAGGGAAAACUAAGAGAAAAAUCUUGUUCCUUUUUUUGAGAAAACGCAGCGAAGAUUUCUGUGAGUUGUUACGAAGUGUUUAGGGUUAACGAGCGUUUUUACACCUCGCAGUAAUCGUAGCCUUUCACACUCACCUCGUCCUGGGAAAAUUCCCGAUGUCUGACUAUUUUUCCAGACUCACUGCUAAUUCAUUUAUUCCACACGGACACAGGAAUAAAAAUAUUUCCUUUAAUCGACAUUUUCCGAAAGACAUUGCGAUAUAAUCACAUGUAUAAACAUACGAUUUUAUCUCUGUUUACACCCUUAAGCUGAGAAACUUCUGGAAAUAUUUCUAUUCCUGUGCCUGGGAUAAGGAAACGUGGGUGUGUUUGUAGACUCGCUGCUCAUUCGUUUAUCCCAAGCAGAAGAAUUUCCGGAAUUUUCUCUGUUUAAAAGUGUGGAUCGGGAGACAACACUACAUUUCCGAUUACGACAAAUUGCGUGAACUUUCAAAAUUAAAUCGUUUAUGAUUAGUGUUGCUUAAAUCGACAUUUAAAAUAAUGAUGUGAUUGAUCAGAGGCUUAUUUACAUUUGCAGGUGUGUAUGAAAUAUCGCAAUAUUGAUAACAAACGAUAUAUCGUGCAACCAUACGUUCUGCGUAAAAUGCUGGAAUCUUUUACCGCAAAAAUGUCACACCUGUAGCAUGUCUGCAGCUACGUUUAGUUCGGUGUCUACUUCUUUAGUUUAGAACCUGAGCUACGAGGCUAAUGUAGCUGGGCGUCUGUAGCCUCCAGUUCAUUAUAAGGAAGUGAUGUAUGAUGGGAAAACAUGUUCGUUUACGAAAAAAGACCUCUCACACUGUCAGUCAUCCAGCUCAAUACAAUGUAGCACGUUUAUAUUUUACCUCUGUGUGUGUGUGUGUAUGUGUGUGUGUGUGUGUGUGUAUGUGUGUGUGUGUGGAGAUUCACAUGCGUAUGACUUUGUAAAAUGGAGGAUGCAUCAAUCCCGUACUAAUCUGCUAUACACAUGAACACUGGAUCGGAUCAGAUUGGAUUUGACUCGUUUGCAGCGAGUUCGCUUAAUGUCAAUAUUGCAGUUAAAAACAAGACGAAACUAAGAAAGACGCAGUUUAUAGCUAUUCGUCUCCUCAGACUCGGAAAUCGGUCGUUUCUAUGGCAACACGUACAACACCAAAGACGGCUCCGUUCCCAGCUGCGACGUCACCGGUGGAAUUUCAGUAAUUAGAUUUAUAGUGUUUCAUUCAGAGCUGUCGAAGGAAAUCAUUCAGAAAUGAAUCGUCUCUGAGAAGCCAAACUACACUAUUUAUUACGAGAUCAAUACAACAAAGUCUGAUCGACGUGUAAAGACCUAAAUCCUGAAAUUACACUUGAGAGACAAGAAGCAGGAGUCUCUUAGUGACGUGCAAAAUCACCACAAGGUUCAAGUUUUAAGCACAUUAGGAACAUAACAAGCAUCGUAUCUUCUUUCUUUCUAAAAUUUCCACCCAGAGAAUCAGUUUGAAAUUGUAUUUGGAGUCAAGCUGGAAGUUUAUACUUAUUAUUGAAACAACGUCCUAUAAGAAACAUUUUAAAAUGUGAUUAACUAAUAACUAAUAGCGCUGUUUGAUCUGUACUUCUGAUGGCAAGUGUUCAGAAGGUGUUGAUUCAUUUUUUAUAACAUCAGCUCCAAAUCACAUGUUUAUAUUAAUGUGCUCGUUCUAAUACGUUACCGUUUCUAUAGUAACAGCUCAUUCACAGGGACGUAGUGCGGAAACGGAUUGGAAAAAUUUUUUUUUUUUGUCUUAACUUCAAGAGACAGAAAAAAGGAGCGUCUGGUGAGGGAACAACUGUUUAUCGCUGCUAUAACGUAUUUUGUAGAUGUUCCACAACAGUAAUUGCAACUAUAAAUGGAUAAAAAAAAGUAUGAUUUGUCAUUCUUUAAUAAAUAAAUUGUAAUUUUGUAAUUGUUGACAAACUGCUGUGGUAUAAAAGGAAUAAAACGCAUUAGGAGGUGCAGUUAUAGGAAAAUACGCAGUAACAGGGGUUGAUUAUUUUCCUGUAACAGCAUGUCCUGAAGUGUUUUAUUCCUUACUUUACUGUGAUAUCAGUAUAUGGGAUUGGUGCAUCUGUGUGUGUGUGUGUGUGUGUGUGUGUGUGUGUGUGUUUUCAUUCCUCCCAUGACAUCUGUCACACACACUUUCAGUAAUCUCACCCGUUCUGAAGAAGCCUCUGCCCCAGUGCGCCUGAGUUAACACUUUAGAAUAAAAAAUAAUACAGGCUCGCUCUUACUAAAGCAUCACUGUGCAACAAUUAACGUUUUCAGUGAAUUAUCUAGAACGUUCUCUUUCUGAAAUAUUACACACCAACCCACUGUCCCUGUGAGUGACUUCUCACUGAGCCUGAUUUGUGUUAAGAGAUUUAAAGACCUGGGAUUUGAACUCUGUGCUGCAAACCCGCAUUAACACUACACUACACUACACUACACGAGAAACAGAGCGUGUGUGUGGGUGUGGGUGUGGGUGUGUUUACUCUCAGUGCUGAAGUAUUAACACUAUGCUACGCUACAGCCGAGCUGAACGUCUCCUCUCCACGCAGGAGAGAGAGGUGAAAGUGUCGGGGUCCAAAAAUGUAAUUUUUUUUUUUAAUAUGCAAAACUUUAUAUAUUUGUAUUCAGAAACGCAAAUUCUCAUUGUGUAAGACUGUGUGAGUGUUGGAUAUGUUUUUUUUUUAAUAAUCUGGUGCGGAAUUGAUUCAUGUUAAUAUCGUGAUUGAAAUUAAUCUGUUAUCUUGUUAAAAAAAAAAAAAAGACAUUUAUUUUGUUUGAAAAUUUGUCCAUAUGUUAAUAAAGUUAU
Molecule: messenger RNA, 4741 nt
Organism: Pangasianodon hypophthalmus (striped catfish)
Lineage: Eukaryota; Metazoa; Chordata; Actinopteri; Siluriformes; Pangasiidae
Gene: rragcb
Product: Ras-related GTP binding Cb
Exons: 7
Coding region: 258-1574 (438 amino acids)
Biological process (GO): regulation of autophagy; positive regulation of TOR signaling; cellular response to amino acid stimulus
Cellular component (GO): lysosome; Gtr1-Gtr2 GTPase complex; nucleus
Molecular function (GO): GTPase activity; GTP binding
Source: RefSeq, a predicted model, not a curated record